AUGGCUUCCGACAAGCUCAAUGACACCAAUCUGGAGGAUGGACUGCUGACUGUCGUUUCCGAUGAGAAGAGGACCCUCAUGACGAACACACCCACGUCGCCCUCGACACAAACCCCCAGGCCCAACAGGAUGGCACGAGCCUGCCGCCUCACGGCUACCUUUGCCGUGUGCCUCUUCAUCGGUUAUGGUUUGACCUCCGCUGUCGUUCCAUCCAUGAGGUGUACAGGACACCAUGCCCACGGCGCUGCCGCUGGUCCGCCUUCUCUUUCCGAGUCGCAGAUGGAGCUGUCUCAACAGGUCGCCAAGGCCGUCAAGGCGGCAGAGCCCGAGUCUCUUCACCGCUUGGUGGAGGCGUACAUCCACGCAGAGGUCAAGGAGGGUGAGUCUGUUCAGGAAGACCUCUCGACGGCUGGUGCUCGCCUUGCCCGGCGUCAAGACAACCUGACGUCGGAUAUCCCUGCGAGUCCGUCGGCGUCGGUUGGCUCUCCUACAGCAUCACCUUCCGGUCCUGCCUCCCAGCCCACACCAUCAGGCUCGCCAACCGUCUCUGUCCAGCCCUCAUCUCCUACCCAGAACCCUGUGCCCUCGACUCCCACGACAUCGAACACGCCUAGUGUGCCCAGCACGACUCCGGCGCCCGCUCCUUCGACGCAGCCCCAGACCACGACAACGACUUCUUCGCAGCCGGCACCGUCGUCGUCGUCAGCUGCGGUGCCGACAACCACUCAGCCGGCACCCUCUUCUUCGACCAGCACGACAGUCACCUCAGCAGCAGCUCCUACUUCAGAUUCUGGUACGUCUACGUCGGAAGAGCCUCCCCAGACUCCUUCUACAUCUUCUACUGCUCCCGUCACCACUUCUACUACUUCCUUGACUUCCAUCCUGUCGUCUGAGGGACCAUCUGUGGUCACGCCAACGUCUUCUUCUCGUGUGCCAACGUCCGUGGUAGAAUCGUCAUCCGCAGUAUCCUCCCAGUCUACAUCCACCACUAGGAGAACUACUACGACCGCCGACGAAACCACAACUCGUGGUGAGACGACCACCAGCACCACUCGUCGCCCCACAUCAUCGAGCGCAGUGGUGACGACCCGCACCUCGACCGAGGCCGACGGCGACAUCACCCUCGUCACCGAGACGUCAUACGUCGGUGUUGAGCCGACAGCCCAGGCCACCUCGGACUCCAACUCGGAUGACGCCGAUCUGCAGAACGCGGCACCUCGCAUGAGCACCAGCGCCCUCGCUCUUUUCGGUGCCUUGGCCGCCGGCAUGAUGCUUCUGUAAAUCCAGACAGGAAGCGCAGCUCGUCGAGCUUUUUGAUUUCCCGCGAUCCCUCACUCGUGUGGCCAGGGCAUUCAUUGUUCCGAAGGCCCCGCUGUGGAAGGGCCACCAAAACCAACAUUCGAUGUAUCAGCAUUCAUAAUCGUCACGACUAUAACGGCAGUUCACUCCUUUUGCAUACAUCAACCGGCGUAAUCAACAUAGCACAGAUCGUUUUUACAUAGAACUGGCACGAGGAGAGUAAUCUCGUGUCUCGGGGCCGAACGGUAUUUGAAUUUGGAAGGGCUGGUAUACGGGUUGCCCAGGAAGAUAGAAGGUCAUGGGAGAGAAGAGGCUUCAAAUGAACAAUGAUAGCCUUUGAAG
Molecule: messenger RNA, 1641 nt
Organism: Verticillium dahliae VdLs.17
Lineage: Eukaryota; Fungi; Ascomycota; Sordariomycetes; Glomerellales; Plectosphaerellaceae
Exons: 3
Coding region: 1-1281 (426 amino acids)
Source: RefSeq, a predicted model, not a curated record